AUGAUGCAGAUGAAGAACACCCCUUUCAACAGAACUGGUUGGGGCAUGGUUGAACCUGUUUAUCACAAAGCACCAUCCAAGGUGGUUUGCAUUCCAGUUCACUUCGUAGGUUCAGAGCGCACCAGAACCGAUUCAGCCAUAAAGAUUCAAAGGGUGUUUAGAGGGUUUCUGGUGAGGAAGACGUUGAAGAAGAUCGCGACCAUGAGGAUGGAGUUGGCGCGGAUAGAGAGCGAGAUUCGAGUGGACUUGGUGAAGAGGGAACAAAAAGAGAGGGUGAAGGUGAUCGAGACCAUCAUGAACUUGCUUAUCAAGUUGGAUUCUGUUCGGGUAUUGCACUACACUGGCCUCAGGGAGUGCAGAAAGUCUGUUAUAAAAAAUGCUAUUGCCCUUCAGGAAAUGCUUGAUCAAAUGGCUGUCCCUGAUUCUGAUGAGGAUAUGAAGAUGGAAGAGGGGAACGAAUGUAUUGUGGAAGAAGAAAAUUGUUUGGUGAAGGAAGAGAAAGACAGUGGAAUGGAAAAUAUGAGGAAUGAUGAGGUAGAGAAGGAGAAGGGUGAUUGCAUGGAAGAAGAAUACAUUGGGUUGGAAACAAGUUUGGUUGAGGAAGAGGAGGGUGAAAUGGAAUGUGAGGAGAAGCAAGAAGAAGGGGAGGAACUUGAAGCUUUAAGGAAUGAGGAGCAAGUGGAAGAGAAGGAGAGUGUGGGAACGAGUUUGGCUGUGGAGAACUGUUUGGUGAAAGAAGAGGAAGGGGAUUGUGGAAGAGAGGAAGGAGAUGGGAAGCAGAGGGAGUUGUUGAUGGAGAAGAUGGUGGAAGACAACUACAAGAUGAUGGAGAUGAUGGCGCAAUUGUUUCAGAGGAAUGAGAUGCAAUCUACACUCCUCACCUCCCUCUCACAAAGAGUGGAGCAGCUUAAGAGAGCCCUGGCUUGUGAGAAGUUGAGGAGGAAUAAAAAGAGAAAGGCUAAUGGCAAAAAUAAACAAAUUCAUCCUAAAAACUGCUUCAUCUGA
Sphenostylis stenocarpa is the source of this 1005-nucleotide messenger RNA. The record is from the annotation of a GenBank genome assembly. Lineage: Eukaryota; Viridiplantae; Streptophyta; Magnoliopsida; Fabales; Fabaceae.